Molecule: messenger RNA, 795 nt
Organism: Glycine soja
Lineage: Eukaryota; Viridiplantae; Streptophyta; Magnoliopsida; Fabales; Fabaceae
Exons: 2
Coding region: 1-795 (264 amino acids)
Source: RefSeq, a predicted model, not a curated record
AUGACCCAAAGCAGAACGGCAAACCUGGUUGAGGAUGAGGGAAGGAUUGGUGAUGACAAGCAAGAGCUUGUGAUUAAAGAAGGAGAAAAAGAGGAAGAAGAGGAUCAAGAAAGUGAGGGAGAAAGAAAGACAAAGAGUGAGCUUGCAAAAGAAAAGAAGAAAGAAGUUGUCUCGUGUACUGGGAAGGAAGCACCAUACCCUUUGGUGCCAUCAAAGAAAGACAAGGAGCGACAUCUGGCUCAUUUCCUUGACAUCUUCAAGAAAUUGGAGAUAACCAUUCCCUUUGGAGAAGCCCUACAGCAAAUGCCACUUUAUUCUAAGUUUUUGAAAGAUCUUCUUACCAGAAAGAGAAAAUAUAUACACAGUGAUAACAUUGUGGUGGAAGGGAACUACAGCUCGGUGAUACAAAGAAUCCUUCCACCUAAGCAUAAGGAUCCUGUGAGUGUUACUAUUCCCUGCUCUAUUGGUCCGGUGUUAGUUGGUAAAGCUCUCAUUGAUUUGGGGGCCAGUAUAAAUUUGAUGCCUCUCUCCAUGUGUAGGAGAAUUAGAGAGUUGGAGAUUAUGCCAACUAGAAUGACACUACAACUUGUAGAUCGGUCUAUUACAAGACCUUAUAGCAUAAUUGAAGAUGUUCUGGUUAAGGUGAAGCAGUUUAGUUUCCCUGCAGAUUUUGUUGUGAUGGAUAUUGAAGAGGACGCUAAAAUCCCCUUGAUUUUGGGCCAUCCCUUUAUGUUAACCGCCGGUUGUGUGGUGGAUAUGGGAAAGGAUAAACUAGAAAUGGGCAUAGAUGAUUAG